Messenger RNA from Lactuca virosa, 274 nucleotides. Lineage: Eukaryota; Viridiplantae; Streptophyta; Magnoliopsida; Asterales; Asteraceae. The record is from the annotation of a GenBank genome assembly.
AUGGCUAAGACAAGAAAAGAAUAUAUAUUUUUCCAUAACAACUACUUCAAGCAUGAUGUUGUUGUUAUAGCAUAUCCUCGGUCAGAAUACGGGCAAUAUAGGAGAUUUGAUGUAGACACUAACAAGGGUGGAAAAGGCAUAAUCUUGUAUGCAAACACGUGGAUUUCAAGAUCUACAAACUAUUUCUGGAAAGGUUUUAGAACUCGUCGGUGAUAUCUGAAGAAGAGGUUUCAUGGCGAUGGAAAGAGAAGGGGGUGAUGGGGGGUGAUGCCAC